Molecule: messenger RNA, 177 nt
Organism: Cladophialophora carrionii CBS 160.54
Lineage: Eukaryota; Fungi; Ascomycota; Eurotiomycetes; Chaetothyriales; Herpotrichiellaceae
Exons: 1
Source: RefSeq, a predicted model, not a curated record
AUGCCUCCCAAGCGUAUUGCAGUUCAGCCCGCUCGCAGAGCCCAGCCUCAGGGCUACUUCGGCCAGAUAUAUCACACCUUGACAUCAGAGGAGAACGCCAGCGUGGUCAUCAGUGUUGCUAUGUUCGGGGUAGGUCUAACUGCGUACAUCCAUCACUUCGAGUUUUUGUUUCAAUUC